AUGUCUGCGUACAAAGAAUUCAUACCUGCGAACGAGAAGUACACCGCUGACUUCGCCGAUAAGGGUGGUCUACCUCUCCCUCCCGGAAAGAAGCUGACAAUUGUAACAUGCAUGGAUGCUCGGCUUGAUCCUGCUGCACAUCUCGGAAUUAAGGAAGGCGACGCUCAUGUAAUCCGAAAUGCAGGCGGUGUCGCAAAGGAAGCUCUACGUAGCAUCAUCAUCUCUCAGCAGCUUCUAGGCACUCGCGAAAUUGCUCUUUUUCACCAUACGGACUGCGGCAUGCUCACGUUCAAGAAUGAAGACCUCCGCAAUUCACUGAAGGAGAAAUACCCAUCUGUGACCAAGGAAAUCGAGUCCAUCGAUUUCUUUCCAUUCCCUCAACUUGAAAGAAGCGUGAAAGAUGACAUAGAAUUCCUGAAGCAACAUCCCCUCGUCUUGGACGAAACCACGAUCACUGGAUGGAUUUAUGAUGUCAAGACGGGGAAGGUGAGCAUAAUUUUGAUACUGUCAACUAUGACUGACCGUUCUCCUUUCAAAGAUCACGCAAGUCGUGUAAUAUACUACUUUGUUGAUGCAUUAAUUCUAUCUGUGUUCUUGUAUCUUAUACGGUUUCAAUAUUCAGCAGAAUCCAAUUACAUCAAUUUACUGAUAAGGUAA
Fomitiporia mediterranea MF3/22 is the source of this 657-nucleotide messenger RNA. RefSeq names its product carbonic anhydrase. The record is from RefSeq and is a predicted model, not a curated record. Bases 1 to 657 code for a protein of 218 amino acids. The transcript has 4 exons. Gene Ontology annotation, molecular function: carbonate dehydratase activity; zinc ion binding. Lineage: Eukaryota; Fungi; Basidiomycota; Agaricomycetes; Hymenochaetales; Hymenochaetaceae.